AUGGCCAGUGAUCAGAGAUUUCAGCGGACUGUGCAAGCAGUUGCAGAAGCUGUCCAAGUAUUUGCUGCUGGAACAUUCGACUUUGCAGAAAGCAUCAAACAGAUAUGGAGACCGCAGGCCCAGCCGGAUGCAUUAGAGACAUCCAAUCUACUGCCCGUCGAGGGCAUGCAGGAUGUCCAAAUAGUUGGCCAACUCCGAGAAAGAAUUCCUGUUUCUCAGGACGGAGAUCAACUAGCGAUCCACUCCCAUACUUAUCCGCCGUCCGUGACCUUGCACAACGGGGAGGGGGUGUCAGAAAUAUCGCAUGAAACAACCGUGCCGGUAGAGACUGCAAAUAUGGAGCUCUCCAAUAAUAUGGAUGUACUAGCUGGGUCCAUACACCGAUCUAUCAGAAGCUGUUACGAGUGCUUUGUGCGCUGGCGAGACGAAAGCCCGUUCCCACCAUGUCAUUCUAUCACAGGGCAGCAGACAUGCAACUAUUGUUUACGCAAUCAGAUUCCCUGUGAUAUGAUUCCAGCAGGCGAGAUGGGGAAGAUGUUACAGCGCAGAAGAGAGGCGGAUCUUUAUCGUGCAGCACAAAAUGGCAAUGUCCCGAUAAAACGGGAACCCUUUGAGCAUCCAUUUUACGGGACAUCCGAACAGCUCGAAAUACCCUUAUCGUCCCCAAUUGGGGACACACCACAGCAGCAGGCCAGUUCGAAGCGAGUCUAUCAAGAUAUCGAUGAGCAGCAACCUGUGGCCAAACGGCAGCAGACACAGGGAUUGCGACAAAAGCCAAUGCCAAACCCAUGCGGUGGGGAAAAGGUUAUACGACAGGAACAAGAUGGUUAUGGAGCGACGGGAGAUGGGGAGUCUUCAUCUUCAUUAGAAGAAGAAGGUUUGCAAAUGGGAGCGAACAGGCAAGAAAGCUGGCCUAUCAAAAUUUCAGAUCUGUUGCGAGUCCCGGAAAAGGUGACACACGAAUUAGAGGUAGAAGUUGAUGUAUCCUCGUCUUCCACGCAGGGGAAAUCCUCGGCAGAGUCAUCAUCAGAAGAGGAAGACGAUGACUACUCUUCCGAAGAAGAAGAACAAGCGGUGCAAAUUCCAGCAGUUCGAUCACGGCAAGAGAACAGUGAAUCAUCCUCGUCUUCGUCGGAAGACGAAUCGUCAGAAGAAGACUCAGAUGACGAGCCAGGGGAACCAAAACAGCAACUGAUAGCAAAAGAAGAGCUGCUAAAAGAACUCAAAGACAAUUCUGAAGAACUGAUUCAACUGCCAGACAAUGAAUCAUCCAACUCGUCAUCGGAAGAUGGAUCCUCUGACGAAGAGUCAGAGCACGAACCUGAAGAGCAACAAAGGAUCCAGCUGGCACCAGAAGCAUUUUUGCAAGAGAAACGCAGGGAGAUGAUGAGGAGGAUGAAAGAAGCGAUAACUAAUCUAGAAGAAGAUAUCAGUGAGUCUGAAUCAUCGUCAUCUUCAUCGGAAGAUGAAUCCUCAGAAGAAGAGUCAGAUGACAAACCAGAGGAACCAACAAAGCAACCUGGGACAAAAGAACAGCCGCCAAAAGAACCAAUUCAUCCGUCAGACGAUGAAUCUUCCGAUUCGUCAUCAGAAGAUGAAUCCUCAGAAGAAGAGUCAGAGGAAGAACCAGAACAACCAAAGAAACAGCCGGCAACAAAAGUAGAGCUUGGAAAGAGCCGCGAAGAAAAAAAGCCCGAAGAGCCGAUUGGGAUAACAAGUGAUGAAGCAUCCUCGUUAUCAGAUGGCAAAUUCUCGGAAGAAGACUCGGAUAUGGAGAUAUAG
Messenger RNA from Penicillium expansum, 1782 nucleotides. RefSeq lists its product as uncharacterized. The transcript has 2 exons. Lineage: Eukaryota; Fungi; Ascomycota; Eurotiomycetes; Eurotiales; Aspergillaceae. Bases 1 to 1782 code for a protein of 593 amino acids. The record is from RefSeq and is a predicted model, not a curated record.